This is a messenger RNA of Bombina bombina (fire-bellied toad), 674 nucleotides long. RefSeq names its product galactose-1-phosphate uridylyltransferase (gene GALT). Gene Ontology annotation, biological process: beta-D-galactose catabolic process via UDP-galactose, Leloir pathway. The record is from RefSeq and is a predicted model, not a curated record. The coding region runs from base 44 to 661 and encodes 205 amino acids. The transcript has 7 exons. Gene Ontology annotation, molecular function: zinc ion binding; UDP-glucose:hexose-1-phosphate uridylyltransferase activity. Gene Ontology annotation, cellular component: cytoplasm. Lineage: Eukaryota; Metazoa; Chordata; Amphibia; Anura; Bombinatoridae.
GUUUCAGUUAGAAGUUAGAACGAGGCUUGGAACACAGGAAGUCAUGGAGCCAGCACCCCCCAACAGUUUCCAGCCUAACGAACAUCAGCACAUUCGUUACAACCCGCUGCAUGAUGACUGGGUGCUGGUAUCUGCCCAUCGCAUGAGACGUCCUUGGCAAGGUCAGCUCGAGAAACCGCCAGAGGAGAAUAUUCCCAGACAUGAUCCAAAGAAUCCACUGUGCCCAGGAGCUCAACGGGCAGGAGGGGAGGUGAAUCCUACAUACGAGGGGACCUUUCUCUUUGGGAAUGAUUUCCCAGCUCUGCAACCUGAUGCCCCUGAUCCAGAUACCAGCGGUCAUCCUUUGCUACAAGCAAAAACAGCCAAAGGCAUUUGUCAGGUCAUGUGUUUCCAUCCUUGGUCAGACAUUACUCUUCCGCUAAUGUCCACUCAGGAGAUCCGAGCUGUGAUUGACAAGUGGGCGGAAAUUAUGACUGAUCUGGGAGCCACGUAUCCCUGGGUUCAGAUCUUCGAGAACAAAGGGGCCAUGAUGGGUUGUUCUAAUCCUCACCCUCAUUGCCAGAUUUUUCCUUGUCGGCUCUCCGUCUGGCCGCUUGCGCAUGCACAGUUGUGCUGUACGGACGCUCCGGAGUCUGACGAUGUCUGUGCACGGUGGAGGUAGUAGGUGUUAAAUG